Molecule: messenger RNA, 672 nt
Organism: Kwoniella shivajii
Lineage: Eukaryota; Fungi; Basidiomycota; Tremellomycetes; Tremellales; Cryptococcaceae
Exons: 13
Coding region: 1-672 (223 amino acids)
Biological process (GO): GTP biosynthetic process; UTP biosynthetic process; CTP biosynthetic process
Molecular function (GO): nucleoside diphosphate kinase activity
Source: RefSeq, a predicted model, not a curated record
AUGUUCGCCAACUCUCUUCGACAAGGUCUUCGAACUGCUUCUCGUUCUUCAGCGAGAGCGUUCUCCACUCUCCCUGCUCGGGCUGCUACCAGACCUUCUCUUGGAGCUGGUGUAGCCAUGGGUGCUGCUAUUGCUGGAUAUGCCAUGUACGAGGUUUCCAAAUCUCCCUUACUCCUCGAAUCUAAGACUAUCGCAGGGGAGAAAGGUACCGCUUCCGAGCGAUCUUUCGUUAUGAUCAAGCCCGAUGGUGUAUCCAGACAACUCGUUGGAAAGAUCAUCUCUCGAUUUGAAGAGAGAGGCUACAAGCUUGUUGCUGUCAAAUCCCUUACACCUUCUCCUGCUCUUGCUAGAGAACAUUACUCUGAUCUUUCCGCUAGACCUUUCUACAACGGUUUAGUCAAAUACAUCACUUCUGGUACUCCCGUAGUUGCCAUGGUUUGGGAAGGUAAAGAUGUUAUCAAACAAGGUCGACGAAUCGUGGGAGCUACUAACCCCCAAGAUGCUGAUCCCGGAUCUGUAAGAGGUCAAUAUGCGGUUUCUGUCGGUCGAAACCUCAUCCACGCUUCAGACGCCUUUGACUCUGCCACUAAGGAAAUUGGACUUUGGUUCGCUCCCGAAGAACUCAGUGAUUACGAGCCUAUCGCUUGGCCUUGGGUUAUGGCUGACAACUAA